CGGCAGCGCUUUAAUGCACCGCUGUUGUGCUCCAUUUUGUGUCGCUCUGCUUGUUUCCGGGUUUCCGAGAAGAGAGCGAUAAAACGGUGUCAGCAGGGAGUAUGGCUCUGCUGGCAGGUCAGGAGGGCAGGUAAAGUUUUCUAUAGCUACCCAAAACUGAUAAAAAGUGGUUCUCAGACGCGCCCAGCACUUUGUUUAAUGCACUAUUUAUCUCAAAGACCUCUUGCGGACAGAGUUUGCAGGCAGCCGGACUGCGCUGACAUUGACAGCUGGAAAGUAAACAGCUCGGUGCAAAGCAGCUAACUGCGGCUAGCUCCAGUGAACCCGCCGCUAGCCGAUCUGUUGAAACCAUCGACAGCUAGCUAGCUAACCUGCUAGUGUCGCUGGUAACUUACGCCAGCACAGCUCACCAGCACCCUCCCAUCAUUUUUUUUGGAAGGGGGGUCAGACUCUCCCCUACGAAGGAUUUCUACAUCGACACUUCCCAUUCAUGUUGUUUAGGAGGACGAGACUAGCAAACAUCCGCUUGUUCGAGCCAGGGAGCCAGCGUAUUGUUCCAGCAGAGACGGUGAAGUCACCGGCCUUUACCCCACACAGAACGGUGCCAACGCAGAGUCAGGAUGCCUAUUCCUCCCCCUCCUCCUCCUCCAGGACCCCCACCCCCUCCAACCUUCCAUGAGGCAAACACAGCUCCUCCCAAACUGAGCUCAUCUGAGGCAAAAGGCAGAGGAGCGCUGCUGUCAGACAUCCACAAAGGCGCCAAGCUAAAGAAGGUCGGCCAGGUCAAUGACCGGAGUGCUCCUGUUAUAGAGAAAUCUGGAGGUGGUGGUGGAGGUGGUGGAGGUGGCGGUUUUGGAGGUGGAGCCCCAAAGGGAAUGGGCGGCCUUUUCCAAGGAGGUGUGCCAAAGUUACGGCCAAUUGGAGACGGUCCUGCUGGUGGUUCAUUGGGCAGAUCUGCGCUACGCCCCCCGGGGUCCCGGUCAGCAGCUCCUCGUCCUCCCACAGGCCGGUCCACCUCACCGUCACCCCCCAACAAGCCCUCUCCACCAGAACAUUCACGCUCACACCGCCCCUCGCUGCCUGACAUAUCCCACUCCUCCAGCGGUAGCAGUGGGAUGAAGCACAGCACCUCUGCACCACCGCCUCCACCACCCUUUAACAGAGGUGGCCGUGGAAAUGCCCCACCUACCCCAAGCCAGAAAGCAUCUCUUGCACCUUCCUCAUCCUCUUACAGCAGAGAGAAACCCCUUCCACCAACACCUGGAAGAGGCCCAGCCCCGCCCAGCAACGUAAAACCUCUGUCCUCCAGCAGACCACCUACUGGAGGCUCUUCUGCUCCUCCUCCUCCCCCGCCAUACAGACCACACACAUCUGGUGGUGUCUCUAAUGGGCCAUCCCACGGCGAUGGAGGUGGAGCUCCAGAGCUUCCCCAGAGGAAUAACUCCCUUCAUAAAAAACACACAUCAGGAGGCAGCAACCAAGGACGCAGCCAUGCCCCACCACCACCUCCAUCAUUAUCAUCGUCAUCCUCUUCUCAGCAGUCUAACAGACCACCUCCACCUGUCAGAGAUCCACCUGGACGCAGAACAGCUCCCCAGGCGCCCACCCCUGGGUCUCGUAAUGGCAAUCGGGAUGCCCCUCCUCCCCCACCCCCUUACCGUGGCCAUAGCUCAGACUCCAGAGGCAAUAAACCACCACCUCCUCCUUCCUCUUCCUCCAUCUCAUCUUCCUCCUCACGAACCCCAGCUGGACCCCCUCCUCCACCCCCGCCAGUCCGGAAUGGUUACUCCUCCAGCUCCUCCUCCAAGUCCAUCAUAGAUGAUUUUGAAUCCAAGUUCAACUUCCACCCUAUUGAAGACCUUCCACCUCCAGAGGAGUACAGGCCUAUCAACAAGGUCUACCCCAGCAAGACCAACACGGCCGUAAGAGGAGCUCCUCCAGCGCCGCCAGUGGGCAGGUGAACAGACCUCAGUUCGGGACUUGAACUGUGUCGUUGAGGAGGAAGCGGUGAAGCACUCGAAUCAUAAACACACUACAUCACAAACAUACACUAACAUUGAGCCACCAGCUGGAAGCAUCAAGGUGAACACAAAGGAAACACUACUACACCACGCAGGUUUGACACUACUCAGCGGUCACUUUCAGUCUUUGCACGAGAGAACAAAAACCACUGCCUGGGACCACUUUGAUGACGACUCUGCUGACUGAAUGCAGAGGCUU
Molecule: messenger RNA, 2220 nt
Organism: Pundamilia nyererei
Lineage: Eukaryota; Metazoa; Chordata; Actinopteri; Cichliformes; Cichlidae
Gene: wipf2a
Product: WAS/WASL interacting protein family, member 2a
Exons: 8
Coding region: 621-1961 (446 amino acids)
Molecular function (GO): actin binding
Source: RefSeq, a predicted model, not a curated record